Molecule: messenger RNA, 2680 nt
Organism: Spirometra erinaceieuropaei
Lineage: Eukaryota; Metazoa; Platyhelminthes; Cestoda; Diphyllobothriidea; Diphyllobothriidae
Source: the annotation of a GenBank genome assembly
AUGUUUCAACAGCUAUUCCUCGUGACCCUUGUCCAGGGCGUGUUUGGAGAAGGUAAAAUUAUUUUAAACCAUGCAGCAUCGCCAUAUUGCACUUGCCAAGUUUCUUUUUAAAACCUGAUUCCAGAUGCGAAAAAUAACCUUUCAUAUUAUAGUGAUUAAGAGCCAACUGCGGUUCAAACAGAACAACGACUACGUCUUCACAAAAACCCUCUUUGAAAACGUUGAGGUACAACACUUUUACUGGAAGAUUGCCUGGCGCACUUUUAUUUCCCAAUUAACCAAGUUUCUUUGCAGUAUAUGACAGUCGAUGGCAAGAAUAUUUCGAAGCCGGAAAAUGGUUCAAACUGUGUUGCACCCAAUGACUGCUGGCAAAUUAUCGAACGUAAGCUAUGUUUGCCCUAUUUUCCCUGCGUCCAAUUGGUCCAUUUGAAUAGCCGAAUAAGCAUGACUGACAGAUUGAAGGACGCAUUCACCAAAGUCCAACCUUCAUUUAAACGGACUCGCGUAUAUGGCCUACUCUGAACAGCACAUGAGCGAAGGAACGGCCUGCAAUACGGGUGGCUAUGGGCCCACUUCCACCAAAAUUAGUGUUUGACUAAGGUUUUGAUUUGGGGUUCUGUUAGGGAUUAGGUUUAAGGGCAGAUGUACAGUUGACUGAAAAGUAAGACUUGAUAAGUUUUUGAGCUACGAGAGUGACUAGGAUUUGCUAAAUAAUUUGGGAUUAGGGCGGAGUUAGUGCUGUUUUUUAAUAUUAGAUUUAGGAGGCGGAACAUUUAGCCGCUUCCGUAAAACCGUGCAGGAGCAGAAUAAGUAGCUAUUAAGACCCGUUCUGUUGGCUACAUAAGUCAGUUCCACCAAUAAGCUUCCCUAAUAUCCAAUUACAAACAAUUACAAUUUUGUAAUUUUUCCAAGAAAUUCGUGUGGGUGCAAUUUGAUUUGGGCGUCCGGUAAGUGCAAUUGAUUGGAAUAUGCUCACAUAACUCGCUUGAGAUACACCGCAGCGCAAAUUAUUAGGCAAAUGUCCGCUCAAUUUCUCUUUAUAAACCAAAUACUUAUGCGAGCCAGCUUAAAAUAUGGACCAAGUUGCUCGUUUUAUCUGCUUCCGACGAUGACCUGCGGAGCCAUAUUUGAAAAUAAGAAAUUGUGCGACUUUCUCAAAGACCUCAAUUAGCAACAAAUUCUAUCUCAUGAGAUGUAUUUUAUGAACACGGGCCACAUCAUUGCACUUGUAAUCAAAAGACCUCGUGUUCGGGCUAGGGGAUGUGUCAAGGCCGACUGCCGACGGCAACUAAGUCACUUGUGCGCUUUUCUCAAAAGCCUCAUUUGGCAACAGAUUAUAUCUCAUGGAACGGAUGUAUUUUAUGAGCCGGAAUAGGCAAUUGGACCUGUAAUCAAAUGAGCUCGUGUUGGCGCUUCAAGUGCCGGCAAAUCUGCGAUUGAUCAAGGCUGACUGGUGACGGCCACUAAGUCAGAAUUCGUAGAAAGUCACCCUACGACUUAAAUACUAAUCGUCCCGCCAUGGUAGGCACCGUAAUGUGAUCGGUGAACACCCACGUCAUCAGAGAUGUGUAUGCACACAAUCGAAAUAAAUAUGUUCCCCUAAUAUCCACGCUCUUAUAUUGUAAUUGAAUUCUCUUUCUUUGCAAGCCGGUAGAUACUUAAUUGCCAACGGCCACCUGAAGGGAACGCAUGCUGCAUUCACGGUUGAGCCAAUGGAUUUCCCCAACAGAAGCAAAAUUGUAGUUCAGUAUCAUAAACAUGGCACGCAAGCUAGUGAGUCCAGAAAAUUAUCCUUUUACCCUACCUGAUGAUACGUAAUUUACUUACGCAUGUUAAUUGGCUAUGUAGCCCGUGCAUUCAUUUGAGUUCUAAAACUAUUCAGGCCGUCCAGUGAACGGACAAAUUGCUUAAAUGAGCAUCAUGUUUAUUGCUAUUUCAGUUUAAUGGACAUACGUAAAGCAGCAGGUUUUCAGUACCAAGAUGAAUAAAACUGUUCCUUCUGAAACUUGAUAGGCUUUCCGGCUCAUGGAUUAACUGAAUUGCAUGUUACAUUUUCUCUUCUAGAUUCGAUGUCGACGAAUGAAUCACGUCCUGUCCUUACAAAAGAAAUUCUCAACAAUGAAAAAAUUAUUCACGUUCUGCUCUUUAGUACAGAUAUUCGGGUAUAUAUUUGAAUAUUGGAAAAAAAAUUCAUAAUAUGUGCGUUGUAAAAAGAACCUUUACGAUUGUCAUUAGAAGCUUGAGCUAAAGUUAUACUAUGAAACAUACCAACAGUUGAUUGCACGCAUCCCUACGUGUAAACGUCUAUACAUGCACAAUAAGCGCUUUCACAAAAGAGAUUUUAAUUACUUUUCAGAAUGUGAGCGUCAUGGGAAACAUUUCAACAAACAAAAUAGAUUUCAAUGUCAUAUCUCUGCUUGGGAAGACAGGUAAGCGUUAGUUUACACUGUUAUGCCACUCUUUGCAGGAUAUUUAAGCCUCAUCUGUUUUCCAUUCAGGAGUGUACGACAUUAGAGCUGUACUCUUUACUGGACAUUUGGAUACGACGCCACGGAUAGUGAAAAUAAGAUUUACGACCGGCAGAGAAGACCACAUUACAAUUACUCCCUCCAAUAAAACCGAGGCGACGGUGCCAAUGCUGACGUUCAUUGACUAUGUUCACGCCUUCAAGUUGAAUUAA